Molecule: messenger RNA, 462 nt
Organism: Paramecium sonneborni
Lineage: Eukaryota; Ciliophora; Oligohymenophorea; Peniculida; Parameciidae
Source: the annotation of a GenBank genome assembly
AUGUUUACUGCUGAAAAAGGUUGGGAGAUUGAAGAAACACAAUAUCUAGAUAAUUUAAUUAGCGAAAAUCUUUAAAAAACAUCAGAGAAAAGAAAAUUUGCUAUUACAAGUCAUAGAGUUAGAACAUUAUCAUAACCAAAAAUAGCCACUCCUAAUUUAUAAUCCUGCAGAAAGCAUUUAGUUUUAAGAUCAUAAAUUUAAACAGCAAAAUAGAACUUAUAAUUUAAUUAUGCUAUUUUGGAUUAAGUACUUUAAAGAAAAAAAUCAAAUCAUUAUACUCAUCUUUCUUAAUUAUCCUUUUCUCCAAAUAAACAAAACUUUUAAUCCUCAUAAAAUUCUUUUAGAAAGCAAGGUUAAAAGUAUAACAUAAUAAAUAUGAGUAAUUUAUUAUUAAAUUCUCCAAAAACAAUAUAGAGAUCAUAAAUAUAGUUAAACAAAGUACUUGGUAGAGUAUAUAAAUGA